Messenger RNA from Propithecus coquereli (Coquerel's sifaka), 2544 nucleotides. RefSeq names its product spermatogenesis-associated protein 31E1-like. The record is from RefSeq and is a predicted model, not a curated record. The transcript is spliced from 8 exons. Bases 1 to 2544 code for a protein of 847 amino acids. Lineage: Eukaryota; Metazoa; Chordata; Mammalia; Primates; Indriidae.
AUGGAGAAUCAUCUCUUUUCUCUGAAAAGCUUUAGUGCCUCAUGGCUGAGCCCCAGCUCCACUUCCUGGGCGGUACACAUCACCCUGGGCUUCCUGUCAUCCAGUGGAGAAGAGGCAAAGGCCCGGGAGCAGGAAGAGCUGUGCCCUGAGAGCCACCUGGGGCAGCUCCCUGACAAGGGGGACUUUCAUCAGCUCUCAUGUCCAGACCCCCUGGGGGAGGCGUGCAAACCAGCACCUGCCAGCGCCCACCGGCCCCAUGGGGAGCAGGUGGAAGAUGCUUCUCCCACCACCUCGACCCUGUUGGCUUUCCCGGCUCCCCUGACCGAGCAUCCUCCACCUCUGGCUUCCACCCUGUCAGUCGAACCUCAAGGAGACCAGUCUGACUUGAAGAGAGUCCCCCCCCCGCCCCGAGCACUGUCCCGGAGAGCUCACCUCCAGAAGCUCCUGGAGAUACUCAUCACCAAGAGAGCAGAACUGAAGCUGUGGAAGCAGAAAGAAAAAGAGGGGCCAUUUCUGAAACAAAUGAGCCCAGACUACCCCCAGGCUGCUCAGGGGAAUGUAUUAGUGUCACCUAGCCAGGAGCAGAGCACCACAGCCACACACGGCUUCUGGAACAUGACAGACAAACCAGAGCAGCUGCCUGGUCCUCAGCAGCUCCCCCGUCCCAAGGCUGUGGGGGACCAUUUGCCACAGAAAUGCAGCCAGCUCUUCUGGGGCCUCCCAUCUUUGCACAGCGAGUCCCUGGUGGCUGCUGCCUGGGAGAAGGCACAAUUCCUCAUCCCAACCAAAAGUGAACAUCUGGAAUGGCCCUUGCAGAAGCAACUGAGAUGGAAGAGGAUUUUACCCUCUCUGCUCAAAAAUGCUCAGGAAGGGGCCGGGCGCGAGCACCAGGAGCAGCAGGAGCAAUACACUCAGAGGAGUUUCAUCCCAGACAAACACGAGUCGGGUCCUCCGCGCAGAUCCCAGGCCUCAGGGGAACUGAUGCAGCCUCAGGGUGAAUUCCUGGGGACGAGCCAGUCCCAGCCUCCUGUGUUAGCGGCAGGUGAAAGCAGCAAGGAGUCCCGGCGUACUGCCAGCCAUGCUAUUGUCAAGUCUGACACCCUCACGAAGCCCAGAAAUCUAGCAUCCUGGAGGGGUUGGAAAUGCUGUGUGAACACCUCCCAGGAGCUUUUCUUCCUCGAUCCGUGCGCUCAACUGAUGCUAGAAGCGCAUAUUACAAGGUUUCGGGUCAGUGAAUUUGGGGACAACUCUAUAGCCGGGGUUGCCAAUUUCCUAGGAGAACGUCCUUGGAAAGGCCCAGGAGAGAAGGUGAUAAAAGAAAAGUCAGUCCUCACCCUGACUGGUUUUCUCUCUGCCCCGUCACCUGUGGGGGAGGAAGUCCAGCGGGACCUGACAGGGACCCAGUCUGGGGACAACCGUGGCCACUCAGAGGCCCCUCUGACUGGACAAGAGGGCAGGUGGCCUUCUCAGCCCCUCACAUGCAGCUUCAUGAGCAGAACGUGGCAGAGCACUACUGUCCUGGGGACCGGGAGAGGCAGCCCAGAGCUGGGUCCAAGUCCAGCGAUGGCCAGGCAUGAGCCAUGGGAGGAGAAGGAGAGCGUGGCCUCAGGAGACCCCUGCAGCAGCACAGCAAUGCUGGAGCUCACUGUAGGGUCCCAGUCUUCAGGGGCCAAGGAGACCAUGGAGCCAGUGGAGGCUGAGGAGAAGACCCCUGCUUGGGAAGUCACCGUGGGAGCCAGUGUGAUGGCAGACUCCCAAACUGCUAAUGUAAAUCCCAGUUCAGGAUCUCUGAGGACCAGUAAAAGCUCUCCACUCUCUAGAAUUUCUGGUACCCAGGAUCCAGGAGAGCUACAUCUGAAAGCACAGGUUGUCAGUAAGUUCGAGUUCAAAGUGCAGGUAGAGACAGAGAACCAGCUUCAAGGCCCUGCCACCGACGUCCUCCUCCAAGACUGUGCCACUGGCCUGCGUUUUCGGGGCCGUCACACCAACAUGCUCCCCCCUGAAGACAUGUUGCCUUCUCAGGCCCCUCUGUCUGGUUCCCAGAAUGUGCCCAGUAGGGACACGUCAGCUUCCCAGGGGUUUUGUGACCCCACGUGGAAGGGAGGCAGCAGCCAGGGGCAGCAGGAGCCCAGGAGCCCAAAAGUCAAGGCCCUGUGGAAGAGUCAGAGCAAGAUGCUUGGUCCUACUGACAAGAGACCCAAACGAGGGCAGCAGGAACAAACAGCUGCAGGACCAAGGGCCUCCCAAGCCAGUGGGAUGAGGCUCCCUGUCCAGGUCAGGGAAAUAGGAGAAACCCGUGGGAGCAAAUACUCUCAGUUCCUGGGAAAGAAGGGACAGGCACCUCCGGAAAGCCACUCCACGAGAAGGAUCAGUCACGGCCUGCAGUGUCUUGACCCCAGUAAAAAAGGCACACGGCAGGAAGCUCCCCUGCAGAAAGGCAAGCCUGCAUCGGCGAAGCCUGGAGCCCAGGGCCGGCCCCAAGAAGACUGUCCAGCAGGGAUGCUGAAGUCCAGGCAGUCAUUACACUCGUUGGACAGAUCCUAG